This is a messenger RNA of Lytechinus pictus (painted urchin), 4242 nucleotides long. RefSeq names its product asparagine--tRNA ligase, cytoplasmic-like. The record is from RefSeq and is a predicted model, not a curated record. Gene Ontology annotation, molecular function: ATP binding; asparagine-tRNA ligase activity; nucleic acid binding. The transcript has 20 exons. Gene Ontology annotation, biological process: asparaginyl-tRNA aminoacylation. The coding region runs from base 221 to 1882 and encodes 553 amino acids. Lineage: Eukaryota; Metazoa; Echinodermata; Echinoidea; Temnopleuroida; Toxopneustidae. Gene Ontology annotation, cellular component: cytoplasm.
AUCGUCCCCAUUAAUAUCAUGCUUUACUCUUAACCAAUCAUAUCAGGGUACAUAGUUCCUCAUUAAUAUUCAUAGUAUAACGAUCCAAUCACCCAGCUUCAGAAGUUCAAUAUUGACGCUCAAAUGAUUGAUUCUGUGUCUUUCUGAUCCCAGCUAUCAUUGCACCGGUAAACCUUCGAGCCAAGAACAUAAAUUCGUUCCAACAGAAAGGCCGAACGAUAUGACUUCACCAGGUGGAAAAUUGGACACGAUAUACGUUUCUGAGAAGACCGGAAACGAUGGAAGCGGCGAUGGAACUGAGCAAAAACCGUUUCAAACCCUCCUUCAGGCGAUGAAAGCAGCCGGUGGGGAGCCUUUCCCGAAGUUUAUGGGAGACGGGAAGACAGCAGGACAGAAAUGGGAAGAAAUACCUUUAGCUCAGAGGAAGAAGAUUGCAAAAUUGGUUGCCAAGGAUCAAAGAAAGACAGCGGAGAGCGACGCGAAAGAGGAGGAGGAUGCACAGAAGCGCCAGAAAAAUCUUGAAGAAGCUAAGAAGAUCACUAUCAAAGAAGACCCAGCAUUGCCCUCGGCCAAAUUGAUCAAAAUCAUGGAUGCCUCUUCUAAUCUCGGUCAACGUAUCAAAAUAAAUGGAUGGGUGCAUCGGCUGAGACGACAAGGUAAAGCCUUGAUUUUCGUUAUUCUGCGUGAUGGAACUGGCUUUCUACAGGCUUUGCUUACAGACAGAUUGUGCCAAACCUACGAUGCCUUGAUUCUAUCUACGGAGAGUACUGUAACUUUGUAUGGAAUUUUAAAAUCAGUUCCAGAAGGAAAAGAGGCACCAGGUGGACUUGAGUUGGUUGUGGAUUAUUGGACUCUGAUGGGUGUUGCCCCGGCGGGGGGUGCUGAAAAUAUUGUCAAUGAGGAGUCCCACAUCGACGUCCAGUUGGACCAACGACACAUGAUGAUGAGAGGAGAAACUCUCUCAAAGAUCAUGCGGGUGAGAUCUGUAGUUACCCAAUGCUUCAGAGAUCACUAUUUCAGCCGUGGAUACACAGAGAUGUUCCCACCAACGUUGGUGCAGACACAGGUCGAAGGGGGGUCCACCCUUUUCAAGUUGAAGUUCUUUGGAGAAGAGGCAUUCUUGACCCAAUCGUCUCAACUCUACCUGGAAACAGCCAUCCCCUCGAUGGGAGAUGUUUUCUGUAUCGCGCAGUCCUACCGAGCAGAACAGUCACGAACACGCAGACAUCUGGCAGAAUAUACCCACGUGGAAGCAGAAUGCCCCUUCAUCUCAUUCGAUGGUCUACUGGAAAGGCUGGAGGAUUUGGUUUGUGAUACUGUGAAACGUACCAUGGAAUCACCUGUAGCUGAUAUCAUCAGGGAAUUCAAUCCAGAUUUCAAGCUUCUGAAACGCCCCUUCAAGAGGAUGAACUAUACCGAAGCUAUUGAAUAUCUGAAAGCUCAUGAAAUCAGGAAAGACGAUGGAACAUUCUAUGAAUUUGGAGAUGAUAUUCCCGAGGCACCAGAAAGAAAAAUGACCGAUCAGAUUGGAGAGCCAAUAUUCCUUUGCCGAUUCCCAGCACCGAUCAAGUCGUUCUACAUGCCCAGAUGCCCAAAGGAUAACAGAGUCACCGAGUCUGUUGAUCUUCUUAUCCCAAACGUUGGUGAGGUCAUCGGGGGAUCGAUGAGGAUCUGGGAUUAUGAUGAACUCCUUGCCGGCUACAAACGUGAGGGAAUCGAUCCAACCCCAUACUACUGGUACACUGACCAGAGGAAGUUUGGAACUUGUCCCCAUGGAGGAUAUGGCUUGGGCCUCGAGCGAUUCCUCACAUGGUUCCUCAACCGACAUCACAUCAGGGAUGUCUGCUUCUACCCUCGCUUCACAGGCAGAUGUACUCCAUAACUACCAACGUGGAUCCUAUAACCAUGUUAACAAAUAAAAUGGGCCUUUACUUAUCUAGACUAGAGGAUCUCUGUAUGAAUUAUAUAAUAGAGAUAACUCUUUUUAUUUUUCUAUUUAUGAGUUUUAUUGGUUUUACAAUCACAAACAUAAUCACAAUAUUUACAUAUUAUUGGUAUAAUUAAUGGGGAAAACAAGGUAACAACAAGGUAAUAAAAGCAGUAAUAAUACAACAUGAAAAAGUGACAAGAAGAACAUAAUUUUUGUUUAAAAAAGAUGAAUAGAGAUAACUCUUGAUGUGAACCGUUCUGUGUUCACGAUCGACAUUAUAUCUAUCCAAGGCAAUAUAGCGUAAUGGGCCAAAAAGAUGCGGGGCACAACAUGGCGGAUAUGGAGCAAAAUUGGUAAAAGUCGCAAAAGAGCCAGAAUUUUGACCUGUUUGAAAUCAAAAUCUAACUUUGUGAUAGAUUUUGACACAAUAUUAAGAAAACAGUGUCAUAUAAGUUUUAUUUUCAUUUUUUCAUUUUUUCAUUUUUUUUUUUUUGGGGGGGGGGGGGGGGGCUUGGUCGUAAAACUGUCGGGUCCAACCAUCGAGACAUAUCGAUUGGUCCAACCCGCCCUCCAUCUAUGAAAGCCAGUGAUUCAAGGUCAACAAACAUCAUUUUGUUUUCAAUAGACACUUCGUACAAAAGGUCAGAGGUCCAUGUCGAAACUUGAGGCCUAUAUUAAGCUUAGAAGGAAUGGGCUAAUUAAUAAGCACGUUCCCAAAGUGUGGUAUGUGUGUUUAUUCAUGCUAUCGCAUAUUAAACUAAAUAAACCUAUCGAUUAGCAUCUUCAUAAAUUGCAUUUUUUACAAAUAAAAUUCUUUUCAUUUUUUAUACUUGUACAUUUUAGGCACCAUCUCAUAGUUUGUAUACCAACAGAUAUUAUAUGUCGGUAUCGUUUUAUGUUUAUUUUUUUAAAUAAUAUUUAAUGUUUUGAAAAUCUUUACGAUAUUCAGAAUGAAAAGUAAGAUAUUGUGAUAGCAUAAUUUUACGGUCAAUAUCAUGAACAUUAUAUCUAGUUCAAAGUGCAAACGUGUCAUUUUACUUUCGGAUGAAUUCUCAGACUUUCCUAAAUACUUUAACUUACGUUGAUCUGCUUAAGUUUUCCCACUGGGAACAAGAAUAAGAAUAAUAUUUUUGAAAUGUUAUUAGUUCGUAAAUGCAUAAUUUGUUGUAAAAAAAAGAACACUGUAUGUUUUUUUUAAAUGAAAAGAAAUUUAAUUGAGAAAUUUAAUAAUUUCGGUUCUGUUGUAUGAAUAUUGUAAUUCCAGGAUUUGAGUUUUGAAAAAAAAUAACCACGUUCAUUGUAGAAAGCGAUAAACAACAAUUACGCUAUGCAAUUAUAUUUCUGUGUGUGUGGUUAUUUGCAUACCUAUUAAAGUUUUAUCAAAUUAUUUUCAUUCAUCAUCGAAUUAUGAACCAGUUUCUGACCAACAAUAAGUCAUUUAUUGCAUCUAUAACCAAUCAUCGUUACCAAGAGUGUGGACUAGUUAAAGUCUUAUAGACCUACAGUACGCGGUCAAUUGGAGGUGCACACCAUUUUUUAUUAUUAGUAUUAGUUGUAUCAGUUGUGUCUUUUUUUUCCAAGUAUAAACCAUUGCGCUUGGAAACACACUAUAUAAGCGCCUUAUAAAUGUUAUGUAUAAGGAGAAUGUAACCUUUGGAACAAGAUAGCUUGUGUGAAAACAGAAAAAUCAAAGAAACAGAUCAACGAAAGUUUGAGAAAAAUCGGACAAAUAAUGAGAAAGUUAUGAGCAUUUAAAUAUUGCAAUCACUAAUGCUAUGGUGAUCCUCACAUUGGCAAUGCGACAAAGAUGUGUGAUGUCACUUGUGAACAACUCUCCCCAUUACUUUAGCCUAUAUUUCACUUUAACUGCCUCCUUUAUCACAUCUACCAGUAGAUCACGCGUUCUUUCUAUAGAAGGGCAUGUAAUACAGAUUUUCAAAGAAUACAUUAUGGAUAAAGAGUCAGUAUCACCAUGAGAAAUAGCAAAAAGAGACGUUUUGGGGGCAUUUUAUAGUCCACCAAAGGGAAAGUUGUUCACAUGUGACAUCAUAUAUCCUUGUCGCAUUGCCAAUGGGAGGAUCUCCAUAUCAUUAGUGAUUGCAAUAUUUAAAUGCUCAUAACUUUCUCAUUAUUCAUCCGUUUUUUUUUCUCAAACUUUCUUUGUUCUUAUUUGAUGAUUUUUCUGUUUCGAUACAAGUCUACUUGUUCCAAAAGUCUCAUUCCCCUUUAAACAUGACUCUUUCCUUCAUGGUUAAUAUUGAGUGUUUUAUAUGCUUGUACAACAUUUUGUCUUGAUUUUAUGUUUUCUAUUG